UACAUAUUACUUAUACUUCCGGUUCAGGAUUUUUUGGUGUUGUACAAAAAGGAAAAGCUAGAGUAAAGGUUACUGAUCAAGGAAGAUAUGCCUAGCAAAAAGAAGAAAUUCAGCGCUCGAUUCCCACCAGCGCGUAUAAAGAAAAUCAUGCAGACUGAUGAAGAUGUAGGAAAGGUGGCAGCAGCAGUGCCUGUGCUUAUCUCUAGAGCAUUGGAAAAGUUUAUAGAGACUCUCAUUUUAAAAACCAGUGAAACAACAAAAAUCAGGAAUGCAAAAACGCUGACAACAUCUCAUAUAAAACAGACCAUACACCAAGAGAAAAAGUUUGAUUUUUUAAAGGAUCUUGUUGCAAAUGUUCCAGACCAUCAAGCAGAGGAUGAGUCAGACCCAAAUAUAAGCGACACUAAACGACAGAAAACCCCCAGACCUAGGAAACAAAGAACAGAAGGUAGAAAGAAAAGAAAAAAGAAUUCUUCUGAUAGCAACUCUGAGGAGGAGGCCAAUGAUAAUGGUUCCAGUACAGAGACAGAUGAAGAAGUCGCUCAACAUGAGCAGCUGUCGGCCAUGUCAGCUGCAGCCAGCAAUGAACAACACCAGGGAAUUCCCUCAUCCUCCUACCCUAACCCCGUCAUCUCAGGGGAGAAUCCGGAGGCCAUGAUGUCUUAUCCAUCCACAAGCAGCAUGCCCAGCCAUCCGGGCUACCCCCCACCGGGCUGUUACUCUCCCCAGGGGAUCCCUGGGCUACCCCCACAAGGAAUGCAUAAUCCCUAUUCUAUGCAAAUGAAUAACCACAUGCCACAACAGACACAACCCUUGAAUCUAUGUAAUGCCUCAUACAACCCAUCUAUGUACAUGCCCCCUGGGUAUCCCUACCCACAAUCAUUAGGGUAUCCUUACCCACCUCAUAUGAACCCUGGGGCUCCAUCCCACGACUCUCAUCAAGGAAUGAACCACUUGGCCACAAUGCCUGGACCUUCCCACCUGCCAGCAUUCUCAAAGGCCCCGCCCCCUAGUGAUCAAGGACAGGACUUGUCAUUGUCUAGAGUAAAUCCUGUAGCUCAAAAUACAGCGACACCCCCAAAACAAGCCCAACCCACUUCAACAGAGGAUGACGAUUACGAUGCGUAAAUGAAUUGUUUUGACUUAGAGGGUUAAGACUGUAUGCAAAUUGAUUCUUAAAUGGGGGGAAAGAAUGAGAAACUCAGGGUCAUUUGUGAAAAGUUUUCAUCAUGUUUUCACUUUCUGUUAUAUUUCAUUUUAAAUAGAAGGUAAUUAAAAUUACUAAACAUAUAGAACAUUCAUUGCCCGUUUCAUAUGUGUAAAUGUAAACUUCGUUCUUUUGUUACAGAAAUAUUUUGUCUCGUAUAGAUUUUUUUACAAACUGUAUAUGGAUUCUACUUAUUUUUUUCACACAAGAAUUAAGCUUAGUUUUAUACUCAUUGUUGCUGUUUUUUCAUGUCAUCAAAAUUACUUCAUUUCCAAGAAACUAUUGUAAUUGUUUCAGUCAUCAUUUUAUUCAUGGACAUUAAUGGUUGUACAAGUUCAAUAAAAAAAAUUUAAUAAUAAAGCAAAAUGUGAUAUUUCCUUGCAAGAAUAUAAAUGCGCUGUAGUCUAUAAAAUCAGUUUACAAGUUCACCGUAAAUAAUACUGUACCUAAUGUAAUACAUGUAUAAAGGAACGAGAAUGAAAUGAAAUUUUUAGUUGAAUACAUGCGUUUACAUGUUAUAUUGCAUGUCUCCACCUUGAAAAGGAAAUAAUCAUUUACUGCAGUACCUGGUAGUUAAAUCUUCAACAGUUUAAGGAACGUACUACUUUAUUUUUUAUUUUAUUUUUGCGAAUACAUGCAUCAUGCUUGAAAAUACAUGUAUAUUCCUUGAAUAUUAUAUCCUGAGCAGUUGUAAAUGCAAUGGCAAUUGUGAACUAUACAUAAAGAUAGGAAUAAGAUGACUGAAUUAAGGAUCUGACAGAAUUGUGCCACAUGUAAAUGUCCAGCUCUGAUGUGUUAUACAAGUUGUCAUAUUUGACACAACCCUUUCUUUAUUGACUUUGUUACUUGUGUGCGACUGUGUUCUGAUGUUAUUAGAUUUGUGAAUGCUGAUGUUACUAGAUUUGUGAAUGAUUAUUAAAUGAACGAACCAGUUCAACUCCUAUC
Messenger RNA from Magallana angulata, 2152 nucleotides. Its product is annotated as dr1-associated corepressor-like. Lineage: Eukaryota; Metazoa; Mollusca; Bivalvia; Ostreida; Ostreidae. The record is from RefSeq and is a predicted model, not a curated record. Gene Ontology annotation, cellular component: nucleus; negative cofactor 2 complex. The transcript is spliced from 7 exons. Gene Ontology annotation, biological process: transcription by RNA polymerase II; positive regulation of transcription by RNA polymerase II; negative regulation of transcription by RNA polymerase II. Bases 88 to 1128 code for a protein of 346 amino acids. Gene Ontology annotation, molecular function: core promoter sequence-specific DNA binding; RNA polymerase II general transcription initiation factor activity; protein heterodimerization activity.